UUAUUUUGCUAUGUUUUAUAGCAUAUACCGCGGUACGCCUCAAGUCUCAAGUUGCACAUAAUCUUUUCGCGCCUUCCAACCCGCAUCUUAUCUCAAUAAUUCUCAAGAUAGUUUGGCGCAGGAUCUUCAUCUGAAAACGUUUAAACACUUAGUUAAGUCCUGUUGUUAAUAGUUAAAUAGUGAGUAGAAAUGUCUGCAUUGGAAGAAAUUACAAACACGAACUCAGGGAUCUCGGUAACUGAUCAGCAUAAAUGUAUCGACAAUGCCAACCGCCAGAAAAAUCCAAUGGAACCGUUUCCGGAGCUGCUCAAGUAUGACGGCCCCGACGGUACCGGCGAGUUCGACUUAUACUGCCGACGGAAAGCAGAUAUGGAACCUAAGGCUCUCAAAUGGGCUUUCAAAUUGGCAGAGAAGAAUGUGGGACCACAAUACAAGAGCUGCAGUUUGGGUUGGCAGCCCAAAGUGAAACAGGCCGAUCUAAACAAAAACUGGGCCCGUUACUUGGUUGCUCUUGACAGAAAAAGCCGCAAACCAGCAGCCUACUCAAUGUUCCGCUUUGAUAUGGACUAUGGCCGCAGCGUCCUGUACUGUUACGAGAUGCAAGUCGAAAGCGAAUUUCAGAGGAAAGGCUUGGGAAAGUUCAUGAUGCUUGCCCUGGAGAAAAUGGCCAAACGAUUCGGAAUGGAACGACUGGUGCUAACAGUUCUUAAGAAUAACGACGAUGGCAUGAGAUUCUACAAAAAUCUAGGGUAUGAUAUUGAUGAAAUGUCUCCUGAUAAAGCAGACAACGAGGCUUAUGAAAUUUUAAGCAAAUUAAUGAUUUAAAUAUUAUUUUUUAUUAUCAAUCUUAAUGUAAUAAUGUAAACAUAAAGCUCAAAAA
Molecule: messenger RNA, 880 nt
Organism: Uranotaenia lowii
Lineage: Eukaryota; Metazoa; Arthropoda; Insecta; Diptera; Culicidae
Gene: Naa40
Product: N-alpha-acetyltransferase 40
Exons: 2
Coding region: 190-825 (211 amino acids)
Cellular component (GO): nucleus
Molecular function (GO): histone H4 acetyltransferase activity; histone H2A acetyltransferase activity; protein N-terminal-serine acetyltransferase activity
Source: RefSeq, a predicted model, not a curated record